AUGAUAAGUGGUUUAUUAAAACGCGCCAGACUCUACGGACAACUUACAGUAAAUGUACUUCUUAAUCCGGUAAAUCAAGUGGCAAACUUUAUAAUUCCAUGUGAUAAUAGUCAAUUGUUUGUUGUGACAAGAAAUGUGACAUCGUCAACAGGAAUUCACACACAGAAUAAGGAGAAACUAUCUGAAAAAUUAAAGAAUAUGGAAAUACGUAUGUUGCAAAGCAGGUGGACGAACAAAAUUGAAAUUGAACACGUUUUAAACGAUAUUUCGUCUAAGGAUGAUAUAGGUCCCUCUGAAGCACUGUUAGUACUUCGGUGGUGUGAUAAAAUAAUGGAUUGCUUACCAUUAGAGAGAGUUAAAUUUGGAGAAUAUGUAUGGAGUCAUUUAUUUGUGUGCAAUAUUCCACUGGGUGUACAUCAUUAUAAUGAACUUCUACAAAUUUAUUUACAAAAUGAUUAUGAUUUUUCACCUGAAAAAUUCUUAAAAGAAAUGGCUAAUAAUGGUAUUUCUCCAAAUAUCAUUACAUAUGAAAAGUGUAUUAGGUAUUGUUGCAAGAAAAGAAAGUAUGAUUUGGCAACACAAUUUAUGCGACAUAUGAUGAAUCAGAAUUUAACACCGACUGAAAGUAUUUUAGAUAUUCUUAUGAUUAUGAGGAGAGAAUUUAAAGUGGUACCCUGUAUUGAGACAAUUUCUGACUAUGUUUUACCAUUCAGUUUCGGUACUAUACCGACUGUAAGAAAACUGUUAUCAAUCUAUGGAAUAGAUAAAGUGGUAAUUGAUAAUGCUUAUGUGUUGUUCCUAUUAAAGCAAUAUAAAUCAAUAAAAGCUGAUUAUUAUAUGAACAUUUAUCCUGGUCCAUAUAUGUAUAAUGCAAUUGGAGACGAACUUAGGGAAGUUUACAUUUUCAGAAGCGAUGUAAGAAAUUAUGUGAAUAUCGGUGUGAAAUUAGUACAUCAUUCAUGUCCAAAUGUUGAAAGUAUCGAAAACAUUGCCUCAUUAAAAAGAAUAAACCCUGUAUCUAUAGAUAGGCACAUAUUGGAUUAUAUGUUCUAUUAUCCAAAAGAUCACAAACGGUUAAUAAAGAUAAUAACUUAUUUAGCAGAAACAAAUUAUAAAAUAACAGAUUCAACUGCAAGGAAAGUAUAUAAUUUUAUAAAACCACAUGGAACAUACAAUGUCGAUUCUAUGCUUAAAAGAAUCUCAAACAAAAUGAGAAAUGUACAGAUUGAUUAA
Molecule: messenger RNA, 1233 nt
Organism: Dufourea novaeangliae
Lineage: Eukaryota; Metazoa; Arthropoda; Insecta; Hymenoptera; Halictidae
Gene: bsf
Exons: 8
Coding region: 1-1233 (410 amino acids)
Molecular function (GO): protein binding
Source: RefSeq, a predicted model, not a curated record